AUGCCAGCGCUGUGGCAGUCAUCGCAACGCCCUAUGUACAUUAGGACCGUGUGGGUGGACGGAUUCCGGCACGCAAUUCUAACGCAAGACGACCCGCAUUACAUAGAACUAUACGCCAAGCGGCGAAGGCCCCACUCAUCCGCCAGCAUCAACCCCAAACGGAAAUCGCAAGGGUCACGGCUGAGCCACCGCAGCGACACGAACUGCUACCGAAACCAAGAGCUGAUCGUCACUAGCGACAGGACCAGGAUUGGCGAAGAACUAGAGAUCGAGACGCUCAAUCUAACAGAAGUGCAAAUCGAAGAGGGGGAUAUUUCAAAAGACUCCACGUCGUCUCAGUGUGGGAUAAAGAAUCACCGGUCGAAUUUUACGACCAUCGAGAUGAUGGCGGUGAAAACCAAUAGAACGGCGCGAGUGCAAGUGAGAGACACCAACGAACUGUCAGAUAGGGUGCUCCAAUGGCUGGACUUGGCCGGUAAGGUUGAACUUGUGGCGACGGAGAACGAAAAGCGAAUAUGCGAGCCGAGACACAGCUGGCCGACGAUAGAAAGGCGAAACCCGUCCAAAUCUCGCACGGUCAACGACAUUAGAACGAGGGAGUGCAAACUGGCGGCGGACGAAUCCGAAACGGGCGACUCGAUCGAUAGACGCGCCCUCUACGCGCCGACUUCGGUGACGACGGUCGAGAAUUACGCGAAACGGUCACGCAACGUAAAGCACGCGACACGCGACAGCGCCACGAAGGCGAGGAACAACAAACGGAACAGAGACAUGACGACGAACGUAGCGGAGACCAGACAGAAGAUGCUAGACGAGAGGGGCGCGAUGGAGAAACAGUACGCCGAGUUGGUGAACAGGAAAAUCAUUCAAGAUAUGAGCAAAACGAAGAAACAAGUGCACAUUUUCAUGCCAGAGUCGAUAGCGAAGGGAGUUGUGUCCAAUGCAAAUAGCAGGACUGAGAGUUUGCUGUCUCAGAAAUCU
Messenger RNA from Iphiclides podalirius (scarce swallowtail), 981 nucleotides. Lineage: Eukaryota; Metazoa; Arthropoda; Insecta; Lepidoptera; Papilionidae. The record is from the annotation of a GenBank genome assembly.